AACGCUACAACAGAGCGCGAAAGAUGAGUGACAACAAAACAAACGUCGAAGUUCAGUCCAACGUUGUUGAUCCAUUUAGCAACAUGGCGGCGAAUAGUCCUUCGACCCAACCGAGCGAAAUAGCGCCAAAUCAACAUGGAGGAGUUGAGCUCCCACCACCGUAUUCACAAGUUCCAAUGGUGCAGUAUCCAAACCAAACAGGACCACCUCAAUCAGCACAGCAACAAUACACAUGGAAUCCCCAUCAAGGUACAGGGUGAUAAAACUCGAUCUGGUAGUUUAUUGGCAAUGAACUUGCACAAUAGGACGGCAGAGGAAAGAAGACGGCCAACCUUAUGCUAUGAACAGCGUGACAAUGGUUAUAUGUGCAGAUUUUGUUGUUUUCCGUCUUUUUUCUCCUGCCGUCCUGUUGCAUAAGCUCACUAAUUAAUUACCCACAUGUGUUGGAUUACCUUAGGUCUCUAUGUAAAAGCGAGGCCAAGUGCGAAGCCAUUGAUAUGAAAAGCAUUUUUUGUUAUCAUGCAAAUAAAACCUAUUUUCACAAGAAAGGUUUGCACCUUGGCUCGUACUUUUGAAAGUGAGAGUUUUUGGAACUCAGAAAAUGAAAUGGCCUAGUGCAAAUGAUCUAAUAAACUCCUGGGGUGUGGGGGUGCUUAAUAGAUAGGACCAUUUAAAAGAGAGAGACAUUUUUAUAACAUAGCGCGCGUGCUUGCCCUAUAUAACUCCUAUUGAGCCGCUAUGAACAAAAUCUUUAUUUACGCACGCCCGUGCGUAAAUAAGAUGACGUGAGCAUUGUUUUUUUACCUGGGUGCAAAGUUGUCUGCCCAAUUUUUCUAUCGGCAUUGACCUUUUAGGUCCUGAUCCAACAAGCAGCAAAAAUAAAGCCGAAUUAAAAUAAAAAAUCUCGCAAGUUGCGCGCCGUUCGCAAAUUUGUCGAAGACCAGCUGCAGCAAAUUUUGGCCGAAAGACAUUCACUGGGAACAGAACAGACACCAACUGGUCAUCAACAACAUUUAAAGGCAAAAUUUCCGUUUUUAUUGCUGUUUUUGAAUUUGUUAUGCACUUUUGUUAUCUCCGGACAAUCCGACUGAAGCAGGAAAAUUUCUAUCGCAAUAACAACACAAAUUACACAAGAAGACAUAAAUUUAUUACUCACAAAAACAACUGCUGCCAGGUCUCCUCAAGAAGCCGUAAUGACCAGCCAAUGUUCGUAAAUGAAUAUAAGUUUAAAGAAGGAUGACAGUCGUCUUCACUAAAAACAUGUUUUCUGGAUUUCGCUGAGCAAAACGUAAACAUCUUUUCAGCAAAUCCAAAUCAUACUCCACGACUUCUUAUGAACAUGUUAGUUUUAACUUUAGGUGAACUUUAAGACUCUUUUACCUUUGUUUCUGCUUAGUUUCCAUUGAUCGUUAACGAAUAAAGAAGCAAAUUUUCUUUCUCACUUUUACAGAAAGGAUAUUUUCAUUCAAACUAGACGAUUGUGGCGUGUUCAUAAUCAGCCAAUAGAACCGUUUGUUAUUGUGUCACACGUUAAGAGAAUUUUGCAGUUAAUCAAAAAGCAUGCAUUUUUGUGAGCUAUGUUAUAAAAGAAUUUGCUCAUGCUUUUAGCUGUGCGUAUAUCGAGUUAUGGAUGCACUUGGGAAGUUUGGAGAGCACUCAAGAAGCUAGAGUUGCACUCGGCUAUCGCCUCGUGCAACUCUUACGCAUCUUUCGUGCUCUCCAAACUUCCCGCGUGCAUCCAUAACUCGAUAUACGCACGCUAAGCAUGAACAAAUUCUUAAAUUUUCAUAACUGUAACAAGCUCGACAACACUACAAAGCUUUCAGCAAAAAUAUCAAGAGAGUUAACACAUGUAUCGUUGUAGCUGAGUAUCCACUCCAUCAAUAACAAAUUAUUGAUAUGUAUGGGCCAUCUAGAGAUCCAUAUCAUUCUUUCAAAUCGCAACAUCAGAGUCAGAAUCUUGGCUCAGGGUUAUUGUGUUACCAUCAUUAGUCUAGAUUCUUAGGCCCAGUUCAAAUGUCGAAUUUCACAUGUGCCGAAAUUAAUUCCUAUUUUAGUCGACUAAAAAUAGCUUAAUAUGGCAUUUGAUUCAAAUGUUGAAUUUAACUCUCUGAACUCUGUUGAAUUUAACUCUGUUUGCUGUCAAUAUUCCCAGUAAUAUAAUAAUAAUUUACCAAAAUUCAUGCAUUAAGUUUGCCACCUGUGAAAUGCAAUGUAUGAAUCAGAAGUCUAGCCUAAGUCAAAUCUUUGACUGUUUCAGUCCCAGAUACAGCAAAUGUGGCAUUUAAUUUAAAGAGUCGAAUUAAAUUUAUUCAAGCAUCGCGCCUCACAUGUAUUUAACUCUUGCAUUAAGUAUUCGGCACAGGUGAAAUUUGACGUUUGAACCGGGCCUUAGUUUGAACUUGGCAUUGAGCAAGAUAAAGUACACAAAGCCUGGUUAAUCAACCAAGAAUCUGAAUGAAUUGAAUGUUUCUCCUCCUUUUUGCUAUUUCCUAUUAGUUUGGAGCACUUCUCAAAGGGGGUAUCUGUUAGACAGGGGGCAAUGUGGCAAUUUGAAUUCAUUAUUGGUGACCUUCUUUGGGAAAACAUACACUAACGAUAUUCUGUUAAACUGUUAAGACCGUUAACUAGCUGUUAGUCAUGCAUUAGUCAAAUCAAUGGAAACCAGUAGAGGCAUUUGGCAAUCCGUUAGCAACUUAUCUGUAUCCGCGUGAUUGUUUGUUGUAUCCAUCAGAUACCUUAGACAGUUUGUUAGCAUCUGAUCUUAAACCGUUUGCCAUAUCUGUUAGCAACAUUUGUUGCAAAAGUUGCUUCUAUAGCUGCAAUUAUCUACUUUCAUGUAUUUCUUCACCCCACAGUUCACCUAUAUGAUUUUCAUAUAUUCAUAACUUUAUUAGUCAAUCCAUCGAUCUUUACCUUGCUCUAUGGUAAUACUCUGUUGAGAAGAAGUUCUUAGGGAGAAUGUCUUUUUGUGGGUCUGUAACACCCUUGCUUCAGAUUAAGAAUGCUCUUGAAAGUCCAAUUGUCAACAUCAUUUUACAGUUCCUUUCAAAUGGUUUUGAUGUCUGUUCAUAAAUGUGUAGCAUCAGCUGAAGAACUCCAUAUAGUGGUGUUCGAAGGUAAAUAGUAAAGCAUAAAUCUCCACAAAGAAGUAUUUGAACUUCGGGAAAUGAAAUACACAUGCAUUUAGACAAACUUAUCUUUAGAAAUUCCAAAAAAAUAUUAUGUGUGUUAUUAAAGAAAAAAAAUCAUUAGUUUUGCUUUGCUUCCCAUAUUUGUGUGCAGUGAAACUUAAUUCAUUUCAUUGCCUAGCACGUGAUUGAAAGUGUCCUCCAAAAUUUCACUUCAUGGUCCAAAAGAAAUGUUGUUGAUAGUUCAGGCAAAGAAGUUGAUUUGGCGAGAACUCUGUUUGGCAAACAGCAUGACCUCUUUGGUAUUUCAUCAGAAGUCAAUAUUAAAAAUUCAGACAAGCUUUUAUUGCCUUGUCAUGCAAUGCUUUAACGCGAUGGCUCAAAUGUCAACAGAAAUUUGCAUAAAGUUGUUUACAAGAAUUUCAAGAAUGAAGCACCAAUAUGACGCUUCCUCUUGAUUAACUCAAUGUUCUAUCAGACUAAUCUGCAAUAGCACUUUGCACCAAUGACGUCACAAAUUACUGGUCCCUGCUGUGACUCAGACAUUGAACCUGAUCAGUAUAAGACUUUAAAUUGUAUGGGAAAGUCAUGUUCGCCAACAAAUUUUCGUUAUCUUUGAAGAUUUUUACCGUCAAAAGAAACGAAAUCCAGCUUGGCUUCGAUAACAUAUAUCCUGAAAAUAAUAAAUGUGUGCCAUGACAAUGUUAAACAUGGAAAAAACUGUACAUAUGAGUGAUUUUAUUUCUAAUGCGGUGUCAUUACUGUGGGUGAAAUUAAGUUACAGCACUUAACUAAGAAAUGCAUGGAGAGCAGGGCUUCAAAGCUGUUCAUAAAACGGUACAUUUGGUUAAAUCUAUAGGCCAAGGUUGCCCAAGUUUUGUUUUCGAGUGCUGAUAUUACGCCACUUAGUACUGCGGGAUAUAAAGUACUGUAUAUAUGGUACCUACCUGGCUGCACAGCAACACAACAAACUUUUACAAUUUCCAGUUUGUGCUAAUGUUGGUGUGCUUUUCAGCUUAGAAAUCCCGCCACAGGCUCGCGAAAAGCAAAUGCAAACCCAAUUUUCUCUUUAGCAAUUUCGGUUUUGGAGUAUUACACAGCCAGAAAUGUUGUGCCAUGUUUCGGUGCAUCGAGUGCUAUCUGACUAAAACAGAGCUAGGGAUCUGAUUUCAAUAACCUUCUUUGAUCGGUCCCUUUAUUUUCUGCUUUUAACUGUUUAUAUUUGUGUUACUUGGACCAGUUUUUGCUCCCUAUAGCAAUAAUGCCUUUCAUAUAUUAAAAUAAAACUCAAAAAACAUUUUAAAAAUGCUCAUUGCGAAUUUUAUGAACAAUUUUCAAGUCGGAAACGCAUGUUGCUCAUACAAAGGCUUUGAGUAAAAUGCAAAGUUUGUCUGUGUCGUGGGGGGUCUAGGGUGGCAAACCUAUUUUUAGAAAUAGCACAAAGCGCUAUUGAAUCCGCAAUUGAGAUGCAUGUUCCACCUACAGAGGUAAUUAUUUUAAAAUCGAUUGGCUAAAAUUUAUUCCCAGAAAACACAGGAGAAUCUGUGGAGAACUGUGAUCGAUUUGCCCAAAAGUUGAUAAAAACUUCUGUUGAAUUCAUCACUGGUGGUUUUCACAAUCCACUUCCCCCCAGAGCCUUAAAAAUAACUAUUUUCCCAGGGAAAGGGGCAACCCCCAGCCGUACCUAACCCCACAUGAAGCAGUCUUUCACUUGAAAGGCUUCCUGCUCAUUUUGAUCUGAUCUUUUGCCACCUAUAAUAAAAUCUUUCUCUAUCUACUCUAAUUUUUUGGAGAACCCUGUGCAAAGGUCUCUGGGUGUUUUUUUUUUCAGGAAUAUGAUUACAGUGCAACUACUGUAACCAGGGCCACUUAGACAAAGUUGACCAAUCAAAGUUGACCCCUAAGGCUGAAAAUGUCACUGGGAAACUGUUUUUUGGUUCCAUUAUUUUAAGACCAUAGUAACGAAACAGUACCAGAAACGAUCGUUACCGUGAAAUCCUAGGACUUGAAAUACUUUCCCUAAUGCCAAGAAAUACCCCAUAUACCCAACAAGAUGAAAAUCAGCUGUGAUGUAUAUUAAUAAUAAUAUCAAAGUUGAUAAAAGAAGCCCAAGAGGAAUCCCUUUAUAUUACAUUAAAUUUCAGAAAAUUACAGAAAAAAUAUUUGAUGCAAUGAAAGUAAUAAUACAACAAAAGCUUUUUAGCACCUUCUUGCUCGAUAUCAUUCCGAUUACCAAUAUUCAAGGCUGACAUACAUGUACAUGAUAUAGCUAAUAAUAUAUAGAUUUAGCCAAGCUGAAAAGCAAAGCAUCUGUUUAUAUAGUUUUAACUUAAAAUAUGAAAGAAAUAGUGAUCUAGGAUUAAACAUCUGAAAUGAAGUCUUGGUAAGAGACUUCAUGGUAAGAGUUGAAAAGUGAAUUCUUCCAGUUUUGUUUGGGUUUUUGUUUGUUGUUUUUAGGUAAGAAAGAAAUCUGAUGUGGUUUUGUUUCUGUCUGAAGCCCUUUUUUGAGAAUGACAGGAAAAUAGUUUGCUUGUUCAGAGUAAAAAAUUUGCAGUUAAAUACUAAAACUCGCACUUACUAACAAAACCACGCAGAAAGUAUGGACACUUUUGAUAAACUUUUGACUACACUGUACUUUCACUCUAAGAUAGUUUCGGAGCAAUAGUUAGUGAGACUUGACGUUUAUUCAAAAUUGAGAAAUACGUGUAGGAUUUCAGCAAAGCAAAAACCUCAAUGUUGAGUACCACUCAGAAUUCGCCAGUCUUCUUAUGCACGUUUAGUUGGGUUUUUGUUUGUUUUUGUUAAUUUUUUUCAAUUAUUUUAGGCUACCCACCAUUCCCCCAACCAGGAGCUCAACAACAUGCACAGUUUCAUCCCCAAGGAUUCCCUCCUCAAACAGGCCCACAAGAAGUACGUGUUCAGCAGGAGCAUGUCAUCCGACAUGGAAUUGCAACAGCAGUGAUGACACGUAGAUUUGUGGCACGAAGAAGCUGUACAUGGCGACUUACCAGGUUGGGAAUCAGCCUUUUCUUGGUGGGAAUUAUCCUCCUUAUCAUUCUGGGUGUUCUUAUUGUCGGUCCUACGCUUAAUGAUCUUCGUCUUCAGCGUACUCAGUGUCAGGUUCUUUCCAGUGAAAUGACUACAGAGUAUAAGAGCUGUGACUGUGGUCGUUAUUGCACCUCAUCUUACCCUUGCUUACAGAUUCAAGUUUCUUACUACUCCAGUGGAAAACGGCAGAAAGGUUAUCUGUAUCAAGAUGUAUACGAUGAUAAGAAUAAGGUGAGUAUAAUCUAAAAGAAGCACUUUAUUCGAGUGUCAAUGUAUUUAGCAUGAAAGUACUAAUUGAGGACACUAUUUUUAUGUCCCCUACUGGAGACGGGACUGCCAUUUUUAGGUGGACAUGCAAGCCAUGUUAGGUUAAAGGUUAAAGGCAUGUUUAUAGUGGAAGGUGCACUUAGCUAGUCAGCUAAUUUACAGGCUCUCCACUCAAAUAUUUAGAAACAAAUAAUUCAAAUACAACAUAACAGGAUUAAAAACCCCAACUGGCAGAAGGCAACCAGUUGGCUAUUUACAAGCGUGGCCGAGGAUUUGAACUCGGAACGACCGAGCACAAAUCCAGCAAGUGGUCAGAGCGGGACUCGAACCCGGGACCGCCGGAUUGCGAGUCCGACGCGCUGACCACUCGGCCACGCUGCCUCCCUAUCCAUUUGCAUGCAGGGGAAACUCAGUACAUUCAUUUCUCUGUUAUUUUAAAACCCUGAGUUUUGGUCUGGCCCUAGGAAUUAAACCCACGACCUCCUGCUCUGUAGUCAAGCACUCUACCAACUGAGCUAAUCCUAAUAUAACUUGUAUACAGUCAGUUCUCUCUAAGAGAGACACCUUUGGGACUGGUACUGAGUGUCUAUCUCAGAGAGACAUCCGUCUUAUAGAGAGUCAAAUAAAGGGAGCAAAGAGAGGUAGUGAUCAACUCAAGCAGGGUUCGUACAGGUCAUGGAAAACCUGGAAAGUUGUGGGAUUUAUGAAUUUCAUUUUCCAGGCCUGGAAAAUCAUGGAAUUUAAUAGGAGGCCCUUGAAAGUCAUGGAAAAUUAAAGUUGUGUUUGGUAGUUUGGUUACUGCAGAUGACAAAGCAAAGACAAUGUAAGAUAGAGAGGAGUAAUUAAACAUGCUACUAAAAAAUGUUAACUGUAUACAUGUACCGACUGAGAUUUUGAAAAAUUAAUCGUAACAUUGCUUUGGCCCAAUAAUCACAACUUUGUGACAAAAUUAAGACAGAAUCCACCAGGAAAUUGAGUAAUUUUAAUUUUCAGUGGACAAAAGCCUUGUACCAGAAUAAUUUAAAGAAUAAAUUGUGUUCUUUUUUACCUUUCAAGGACUAAAGAUGUAAUUAGUCGUUUGUAAUAACACUAAAGGAAAUUUCUUGUGGAAACCUGAGAAAAUGAAUGAAAGAUUUCACAAAAUAUUUACAUCUUACUCUUACCUGUAUUUUGACAAGUGAAAUUUGACAUUCAUUUUCUCGGACUUCCACGAGAAAUUUUCUUUGGUGUUAUUAAAGAUGACUAAUUACAUCUUUAGCCCUUGAAAAAUGUAUUAAAAGAAGAAUGCAAUAUUUUUAAAAGUAAUUAUUCUGGUACAGGUUUUUGUCCACUGAAAAUGAAAAUUACUCAAUUUCCUAAUGGAUUCCAUCUUAAUAUCUUGUCUUUGUUAGUGGAUGAAUAUUAUUAUUGUUGUGAGAUGUUGGGAAGAGAAUUAACAAGUUUGAACUUUGUGUAACAUUGUCACAACAUUUCUUUUGUUCUCAAAAGUAAGGCUGUUUGAACAUCUCUGAUAAAAAAAUGUUUUUCUUGUGGAUGUAGCUAAUUUUAUGAUUGACAUAUCUUUUAAUCAUAUUUAUCUAUCGAAAGAACUAUCUUCUCUUCCCCUCAACUGCUGCCUGUACUCCUAACAAACAUAUCGAACGCACUCUCCUAAGCUUCAAUUACUCCUAGUUGUUAUCAUAAACAUGACUUUAUAGGGGUAGUGCAAUUACUUAUGACCCAAUAGUUUUCAUUGUGAUCCACAAAUUUUGGCAGAAACAAAUAACUGAAAUACCCAUAACGAGGGUAAGAAUUCCAGGUUGGCGGAGUGUCUAAGGAGUUGAUCUUGGGACCUCUGAGAUCAAAAUAAAUCCAGCUAGCAGUUAAUAAUGGUAAUAGGACUGAGUGGAGUCUAAUUCGAGUGAUUAACAGAAACCUGCAGUUGUCUGAUUUGUUUAAUGACAAGUAUGAUUACAGACCAAAUUGGAUGACACGACGUAAGCAAUCAAAGCAAUUAAUCAUAACUGUAACAAAACUUAUGAUAUUUUAGUUUAAUUAAAAUAAGAAAUUCUGAGAGUUUUUUUGUUAGCAGUAAAAAAAGCCAUUUAAAUGUGCACAUGCAAUGGCACAUACUGUCCAAUUACUUAGGAAUGACGCGUACUGUGCUGUUACACUGUCCUAUUAGUACUGAAAUCAGGACAAUUGAUAGCCAAUCAGAUUUGUGCAUUUUGUUAUUAAGUUAUGAUUAGUACAGGAAUUGAAGUCAGGGCCUCAGAAUUGCAAUUCCAAUGCUCUAACCACUCGGCCUCACAAUGUCGUGGGCAACAAACAAUAUGAAAUGCUGUGAGAAUGCUGUUUGAUUCAAAGAUCAUUUUUGGAGUUUGUGAUGAGUCAGCCUAUUCAUAUCAGGACUUAUUUUUCAUUACAGUGCAGUGUUCAACCAUGUUAUUCAGAAGAAAAUAUCAACUAUUAUGAUGUAAAAGACUUCAAAGAAGAUUACGGCACUGUUGGUCAGUCAUUUGCUUGCUACUACAACCCCAGUACACUGGGUGAAGUGUUUGUGCAGCAUGCAGAUUCAUCUAGUGAUCACAUGAAGAUACUGCAUAGCAUACUGUGGCCAAUGCUCAUUGUGGUGAUUGCUGCUUCCAUGCUUGGCAUCUUGUUCUGCAAAUCAAAAGGUCAUUGCUGCUACAAGAAGAGUGGUGCACCUGUUCCUUACCAGAAUCUGCAGGCAACAACCUGAAAUAGUUGAGAACUUGCACGGUCAUGAUAUUUUCGAUGUAGCUAGCUGUAUAAUCCAGGCCUAGGCUGUGCUCUAGCAGAGCCUGGUGGCCCAUGGCACCCAAUUUUUGCUCUCUGGUGACUUGAAUGUUAGUUUUUUCCAUGCAAAUCAUUUGCUGGUCACCCUGGAUUUUAUAGGUACAGAGCACUGAACUCCCUUCAAUUUUUCCUGGAGCACAGCCUUGCAUUCCCUGGUUUCUUAAGACAGAGACCAAGUUAUUCUAACCCCAAAUGACUAUCAAAAAUAGUCCAUAAGAAGGUAAGCCUUGUCAAGGGUUUAAGUCAUGCUAUUUCCUAUCUUUUUAAAAUGCUAAUUUGUUUGCAUCAAUUGAAUUCCAAAAAUAAUGGUCCAGUUUUGUUGCUUAGGCAUUAAAACUGUUUCCCGUCAUCUUUUGCAAGGAAUGGCAAGGAUGAUCAUGGAUUGAAACUUGAAAAAGGUUGGGUGAACAUUUUCGAGUGUUUAAGUCCCGAUAGUGACCAACAUCAAUUUUCUCCUAACAAUAUCCAGUAAUUGUCAAGAGAUACAGUUAUGAGAAUUAACAAAUGAUGGCGAAAGAGAAAAUACCUUGUUCUGUUAUUAAAUUCUCUCAACUGAUUUGUAAAGGAAAUGUAUGGAGAUCAGUGUGGAGAAUUUGUAUGUUGAUAUUGGGACUUUUAGUGCUCCCUGUUGAAAUUGGUUUGAUAUCUUGUUCUUAACUACACAGGAGCAUUUUGUGCAUUGGUAACAGCACUAAGUAAUGACCAAAACGGCAAAUAUCCUCAUGACAUAACCCCUUUAAGGUAAACCUUUGGUUAGCUUCAGUCUUCGUGUCAUCCUACAGUGCUUCUCCCCGAGGAUUGCGUGCUGACACAAAGAAUGACUGCACAGAAAAACAGGUUAGCUUUUACCGGUCUUAAAGAACUUCAGUGACCCAGAUGUGUAAGUUUGCAAUAUAGCAUUGGUCAGACUUAGUACAUGGGUGUAACUUGUGAAGAGUUUAAUGCCUUUAACUGUUCUUCACUUAUUAGGACAACACUUAUGUACAAACUUAUGGCAGUGCAGUGAACAGGACUGAUGCUAGGAUUUCAAGUCUGGGUAUAUGCAAUAAGUAGGAAGGGAAUGGAACAUCUAGGAAUAACUUUGGUCCUAUUUAGCCUGUGAACAAGCUCCCUGGGAAAAAAAAGGAGAGCAGCUUGCAACUACAUCUCUGGAAUUUGAAUAUCUGCAUUGAAAAAGUCGAUGCAAAAUGCUGAUUGGUGGAGAUGACAUUAGCAAUGAUGUCAUUACCCUUGGCACGUGUUUUUCAGUGUUUGUUUACAUUCACGCUUGUUUCUACUCCGCUCUCCUUGGCGGAAAUCUGACAGCUCAGUUGACAGGGAGCCUCAGGGGAAUUGGAGGUGGAAUUCAAAUUCCAGAGACAUAGUUGCAAGCUCUCCUUCCUUCCCCCGCCCUGCUGCCAGAGCGCUUUAGAGAGCUUGCUCACAGGCUAGGUCAUGUUUUCCUUUUGUCUCCUGUGAAAGUAGCCAGGAAUCAUGCUCGUAGAAGUUGAGGGAAAUCCCCAGCCUCCAGCCCUUAGUUUUCAACCCUGAGACAAUGAAUAUCCCAAUGGUCAUGCUUGGGCCUGGCUUUAGUGGUCCCCUGUUUAGGUGCAUCCUCCUGUAGAAGUCUUAGUCACACCUAUUAUCUCAAUCCUUAAAUAAACUCAUCUAACAAACUGAUGUCAUUUUUGUAGGCCCCUUCUUGGUGUUUGACUUCUGAAUUGUGUCUCAAGUUUGACAAAUUGACUGUUUGACUUGCUACAUGUAUACUAUUAUUUAUUGAGUACCAGGAGUGUUAGGUCCAUUCCUAGUUGGACCAACACUCAGGGCAUUGUAAUAACUGAUAAGAGGGUGCUGCCUUUGCUCUGACACCUACAUAAGGUCGCACUUGGUAGACUUCAACAGUAAGUGAAAAAAAAAUGUAGGCCCUGUAUCACAACACCUUGAAGCUGAAAUGAGUUGUGGUAUUGUAGGCAUUUUAGGCAUCCUACCGAAAACAGAUAGAUAUUUGCAGGGGCAGCAAGAUUGUUUAUAGUGUGCCCCCUUUCAGUGAAAAUACUGCAAGAGAUAUGACAAAUUAUUUAUGACAGUGACUGUCCCUAGUGCCUGUCGGUCAUGGAUUAUGAGGUUGAGUAGGCGUAGUGCCUCACCUCGUAAGGGACCUUCAAGUGUCCCAUUCGUGUCCAUCCUCUCUGGGCUAUGGCGGGGAUCUUUUAUCUUGUAAAGGUUUUAUUGCCACAUCCAAUACUAUAGAAAAGUUUAAAUAAAUACGGUUCUGUACUUCAUUGUUUAUCCCCGGGGAGUGGGAUUAAUCCCUUACAUGACUAAGGUACAUGUAAUAUAGGUAUGUCAAUGUGUGCCACAAAGAGUAUUCUUUUUUUUUUUGUUAGGGCUUUUGGCCUAAAUUGGGUUUGGGUAUCGUGUAUCGGGAGUUAGUUUUUUUUGUGAUCAUUUGUCCCUUGAAAACAGCGUUUCAAGUCUGAAAUAGGGUGGGAAAAAUUGCAAUUUUUGUUGUUGUACAUCCUCACCCGUAUUUUCCAGAAUUGUCACCUCCCCCGCCCCUUCCCCUCCAGGUAGUGUAUGUUAAUAUACAAGGUACAACAACCCAAAAUACCGGGAGCGGAUCAAUGUAAGGUUCUUGGAAACUGCCCUAAUUGUCUAACUACCCCUCCCCAGUUCACCCUGUCCCCUAGCUCAAUGUUGACUUCCGACUUGAGCAAAAUUUCAGGUCAGGGGUGGGGGGGAUAGAUAGGUCGUCUCCCAGAAUCCUGUGCUGAGUAGGAGCUUGGCAAAUAUAUAGUUGUUACAAUUAUUCCAGUAACUAUAAAUUUGUGUAUUAAGUGAAAAGCGUGGAGUCGGUUUGAAAACCGGCAAUAAGUCCAGGUUAUUAUUUUAGUCUGUGUGGUGUAACAGCACUUUUUGUAGCCCUAUUUUAUAUCUACAGCAAUGCUGCAUUUAUUUUGUAAGGUAGCGGUGUAUAAUAAAGAAACUGGUCUCAAGGUUAUACGUAAAAGAUCAAAUCUCCUUGUUAAUAAACUGGGUAUGUAACCUAGGCAGGUUUUCGUGAGAAAAUUUUGUUCUUCUUUUUGUGUGCCUUCCAAAAAUCUUCAGAAAACAGAGGGCGAAGAGUUUUCGGGUAAUUUUUGUCUGGCUAUGGUGCUGCCCCUGCCUCGUACCCAGAUAUCUCUCUCUCGAUGAAAAUUUGCGC
Molecule: messenger RNA, 12432 nt
Organism: Porites lobata
Lineage: Eukaryota; Metazoa; Cnidaria; Anthozoa; Scleractinia; Poritidae
Source: the annotation of a GenBank genome assembly